CAGUGUACGACACAACAGACACUAUUUGUUGUUGUUAACUGGUUUUUUACUCGGAAUCAGGGAAUUGUUAGUGGUUGAAUCAAUCUGUGUAGUGUGUCAAUAUAUAGACAGGAGAGCGGAGCCGGCGCGAGAGGACGUGCGGUGCGAUUGCAGCUGUAACAAAACACCAGAAACCCAGCAAUGCGGUUAAUCAUCCUCGACGACGCCACUGUGGUGGCGGACUGGGCCGCGAGGUUCGUGCUCCAGCGCAUCUCGGAGUUCAAGCCCGGACCUGGGCGACACUUCGUGCUGGGGCUGCCCACGGGUGGAACACCCCUGGGGAUGUACAGGCGGCUUAUUGACUUCUAUAAGGAGGGCCGGCUGUCCUUUAAAUACGUCACCACGUUCAACAUGGACGAGUAUGUUGGCUUGCCCCGCGACCACCCCGAAUCGUACCACUACUACAUGUGGAACGAGUUCUUCAAGCACAUCGACAUCGAGCCCGGCAACGCGCAUGUGCUGGACGGCAACGCGCCGGACCUGGCCGCCGAGUGCCACCGCUAUGAGGAGCUGAUCGCGGCCGCGGGCGGCGUGCAUCUUUUUAUCGGAGGGAUCGGUCCGGACGGGCACAUCGCGUUCAACGAGCCAGGCUCAUCGUUGGUGUCCCGCACACGAGUCAAGACUCUCGCCUACGACACGCUGGAAGCCAACAAGCGGUUCUUCGGCGGCGACAUCUCGCAGGUGCCGCGGCAGGCGCUCACCGUCGGCGUGGGGACGGUCAUGGAUGCCAAGGAGGUGAUGAUCCUGAUCACGGGCGUGCACAAGGCCCUGGCGCUGUCCCGUGCCGUCGAGGAGGGCGUCAACCACAUGUGGACCGUUUCCGCCUUCCAGCAACACCCUCAAACGUUGCUCAUAGCUGACGAAGACGCCACGCUGGAGCUGCGGGUUAAGACCGUCAAGUACUUCAAGGCGCUGAGCGAGGAGCACCAGCGGCUGAUCGCGGAGCUGCCCGUCCACCAGCAGGCCGUGCUGCACUAGCGGCACACGAGCGUAGCGAGACGGUGUAGUGUAACCACGCACGCCGCAACACAGACACACAAACAGAUUAUAUAUCAUGAAGGGAAAACUUCACUCCUAAGCUACCAACCAACAACAACAACAUAUAGAUACCGUAACAGGCAGUGAAACCUCGCUCCUGUAAGAUCAGUUUAAAUCGUCAAUUUUAGUACCAAAAAUGUUGAAGGCAAAACAAUGUACAGUCAGCAAUACUACGCUUAGCACCAUUGCAUACAAACUUCUAUGCAGGGGGGGUACCUUUUCUCUGCAGCUGACUGUACAUAUUAAAUGGGAUAGAUGAUACCCCUGAUGGGACCCUGGGAAAAGUUUCUGUUUGGUCUGUCUUUGUCCUUGUCUACAUUUCAAAAGAAGCCUUCAAGAAACAUCCAGGAACUAAAAAGUAAAAAAUAUCGGUAUUUACAUACGAUUUGAAUCGAGUGGAAUCUUGAGUUGCGAGGGUUAAACAAAUUUUGCAUUUAAUUACUUUGCCACACAUGUGGAUAAAAUGAAACUUUCUCAUCAGUUUUUGAACAAUUAAGACAGCCUUUACCAACUGGUGUGGUGAAAAAUAAUACACAUAUGUUGUGCUUUCGUUUGCCGUUUGAAUAUGCAAAAUGUUAUUUGUAAACCUUACAUAUCAACUUAGGUACUAUUUUAUAUCAUAAUUCCAGAGAAUAUUAUUUAUAAGAUUUAGCUAUUUUACUUUAAUUUACAAGAUCAAUAUUUUUUUAAUGUUUACUAUUCAUUAUAAUUGUUGGUGAUGGUUAGAUUUACCUCAAAUAAACGAAUCUACUUUGUAAUCUAGUCUAAAAAUGAA
Messenger RNA from Cydia strobilella, 1852 nucleotides. RefSeq names its product glucosamine-6-phosphate isomerase (gene Oscillin). Gene Ontology annotation, molecular function: identical protein binding; glucosamine-6-phosphate deaminase activity. Gene Ontology annotation, cellular component: cytoplasm. Bases 181 to 1017 code for a protein of 278 amino acids. Lineage: Eukaryota; Metazoa; Arthropoda; Insecta; Lepidoptera; Tortricidae. Gene Ontology annotation, biological process: carbohydrate metabolic process; N-acetylglucosamine catabolic process; N-acetylneuraminate catabolic process. The transcript has 6 exons. The record is from RefSeq and is a predicted model, not a curated record.